Molecule: messenger RNA, 471 nt
Organism: Cryptomeria japonica (Japanese cedar)
Lineage: Eukaryota; Viridiplantae; Streptophyta; Pinopsida; Cupressales; Cupressaceae
Exons: 2
Coding region: 1-471 (156 amino acids)
Source: RefSeq, a predicted model, not a curated record
AUGGAGUCAGAUGCAGACAUUCCCAAGGCACCAAAGAAAAUAGAGUUUGCAAGAAUAAUCAAGAAACCUCAAGCCAGUGCUAUGAAGAAAGGGAUGAAGGAGAAGAAGGCAAAGAAUGAUCCUGUACUGGUAAGCAAGCCUAAACGAGGAAAGAAGAUUAAAGAUGACCUGGAUGAGGCAAUGGAAUUCGAAACUAUUUCACAAGAUGAAGCCACUCAGUCAAAGAAUCCUUCAGUGAAUAAUGUAAAUAAGGAGGAGGACACCCAGGAUGUUGCAGAGCAACAAAUUUUGUAUUCUAUAGAGGUUGAGUCUUUUAAGGAGAAUGUUAAAUCAGCUAAGGCAGAGGUUGCUGCACCAAGUGGUGAUACCGGUGCACAAGAGUCACCCAAAGAAGACAAAACCAGAUCGGUUGAGGCUGAGAAAAAGGUAGAAGAAAAACAAGAGGAACCAAAUAAAGGGAACGUAAGGUAA